AUGGCCGCGUUGGGCGGAGGAUGGGCGGACGCCUUGCGCAAAGCGGCGCAGGUCAAGACGGAACAAUGGCCGCCGUUUGAGUCGGCGUCCCCCAAGACCGAGUGCAAAUGGCCGGCGACUGCUUUCCCCCUCACGCGCCCUUCAGCCUGCGCCGCUUCCGCGGCUUCUGCCUCUCCCGCGCACCCUCCGCACGCAGCUUCCGGGCAAGGCGCGCCGCUGGAGGCGAACACCGCUCCUGCCAAGGGGCACGAUUUUCCGCCUUCCGCCAAGCACUCGCCGCCCGCUUCCCCGAAUACUCCCCCGAUUCCACGCGGCGGCGCUCACGCCGGCGUGCUUCCAGCACGCGGGAAGGCGGCGGCGCUGGGUGGAGGUUCCGCCAUGCCCGCGCCGUCGCCGCAGGAGAUGCGCGCACUUGAGGAGGCGAACGCGCUGCUGACUGCUCUCUUCGGGCCGGGCGCAGAUCUCGCUGCUGUUAACGAAAGUCGUCGAAAUCCGUCCGAGAAACGGUUUCCGUCGGCUGGCGGCGCUGAGCCGUCGCCACGACCGGCAAAACCCGGCGAGAAACCCGCGAAGCCGCAUAACGAGCAGCGCUGUCAGUCCAAGGUCCCCGCGAGCCCGCGCCCGCCUUCCGCGCAAAGACGCUCCGCGGGCGGCGCGGCGAAAAAGAAUCCCGCGGUCGGCGCGCAAUCGCCGAGAGUAACGGCUCUUUCAACUCGGCCGGCUGAUGCGCCGUUUUCUGCUGCGGAAUUGCCAGCGCCGUCAAGUUUCUACGCCGGUCUCUCUUCCAGCGGCGCCGAUAGCGCAAAAGGCGGAGGAUCUCCGGUUGUUGCGCUGUUCGAGGGGGAGGUGACGUUCCCCGCGAUCAUGGCGGAGCUCUGGGCGCUCCAAGGCGGGCGCAGGGCGGACGGCGCAAAGGCAGCAGGCGCAGGCGCGGAGAAGCGUGGUGAGCGGCGUCAAGGCGUGAAGAAGGGGGAGCGGGCGGGGGAAACGGCGGCGCAAGGUGCGGGCGCAACGAUGGCGCGGGGUCGGGGACAGGCGGAAGCGAACGGGCAGGUGGAUGGGUCGCAAGCGGACAGCCCCCGGGAACCUGAGCUUGCGCCUUUCCCCGAAUUUCGCGCGCUAAAAAGGAGCGGAGCAGACGGUUGCGCGUCGCGCGGCGCGGGGCUGGCUUCGCCCUCAAAUGAGGCGGUGGCACUUGGCGUUGAGCGCGCACCGGUGGCCAAUGCCACGUCACCAGUUGAAGCCGAAGCAACGGCGCUGCUCGAUAUGGUCACAAAGCUCCUGUCCUCCGACCAGAACGUGACUGUAAACGGGGGUGACUGUACCGAGACGAUUAAGGGGACUGUAGAAAAGUUUAAGCAGGAGCUUCUGACGAAGCUUCCUGGGCGAGAUGUGGGGGAGGUGGCGGGCGGGGGACAAGGGGAAGGGGGGCCCGGCACGGGGGGGGAUGGGGGGAAACGCGGGAUCGCGAUUGCACGGAUGGCGCCGGUAAAGCUGGAACAUGGGGAAGAGGAGGGCGUGGGUGAAGGCCGAAGCGCGCGAGAGGGAGAAGAGCCGCAACAAGCCUUCCAGCCGCCUUUCCAGCCACCUUUCCAGCCGCCUUUCCAGCAGCCUUUCUUGUUCACAGGGAACAACCAGUCUCGAGAACUGAGUGCCGCCCCGGAUACUGUUCACGUGCCAGAUGGCGGCUUCUCACUGGACCAUCCUGUUGCCCCUGGGUUCGAGACUGCUGGCAUGGAUGGUAUGGCUUUUGUGGGUAGUGCAGGUGGUACGGCUGGUACGGCUGGUGUGGGUGGUAUGGAUGCUAUCGCGCCUCCAACCCCGGCAGGAGCUGUGCCUGUUCCAGCCGCAUCUUCCCCUGUUACACCUUCCCCAGUCACCACCUACCCUCCCAACCCCACAAGCUUCGCCCGCUCCCCAUCCACCCUCUCCCUCGCACUCGCCCCCGUCCACGCCUCCGCUUCGUUCUCAGCCUCGGCGCCCCUCUCCGGACCUGGAACAAGCUCGGCAUCAGGCUCGGCGGCUGCUUCGGCAAGCGACUUCACGUGGGCUGCCGGGCCUGCGGUCGCUCCGGACUCCUCGCCAGCUGAUGCUCAGCGUGCCGCAGAUUUCGCGGUCGAUUUCCCACUGCCGGUUCAUUCUGAUGCCUGUCUGAAUGCCGCUGCUGCCAUUACAGAGCUCCCGCUCUUCCCCGCGUCGGCAGCGGCUCGAGAAGCAGCCGCUGCCAUCUCAAGCCUCGGAACGGAGGGUGUUUCUAAUAAUCACCCGACUCCGCUAGACGAGUACAACAAGGAGAUGGGAGAGCUGAAAACUCUUGUGACGAAGGCUUUAGAGAAAAAGGGUGUAUUGGCUCGACUCAAGGCGGAGCUGCGAGCGAGCAUAUUCGAGGUGAUAGACGACAAGGACAAGACGGCGAGCGGCGAUGAGCAACGCGCCGUGAGAGGCGGUUGCAGCGAGCAGGCGAAGAACCUGCACGAUUCCAAAACGGGCCAUCUGCUCACGGCGUUGCUGUGCGAGUACCUGGAGUGGGGGGAAAUGGACCAUACCCUCAAAGUGUACCUCUCGGAGUGUAACCUGCCACCUGUGUACCCGCGCCGACCAAAGCUAGAGGACGAGCUCGGCCUGCCGUCGUCCAAUGCCAUCAUGACACCUGGCGGUGCCACACGGCCGCUCCUGCACGAGCUGAUCGACGCCUACUUCACUCUCAAGGCGCAGGUCAAGUCAGGCGCCACAGGCACGUCAUCAUCAGGAGGCGGGCUGCUCUCUCGCGCCACUGCUCGCAGCUCUAGCCCCUCAGCCGGUCAGAGAUCCCCCAGGAGCACCUCGCCCCUCACACGUGGCUUCAGCAGUGCAUUUGGUCGCAGCAGCAGCGGCGGGGGCGAGCGCGAGCGGUCCUCCUCAGGUAGCCGGCGCAGCAGCAGCGGCGGCAGGGCGGUGCCUGAGCCGGCAUCAAGAGGUGAAAGCGACACUGAAAGGGGCGGCGGCGGGGGCGCGUUUUCGAAGCUGCCGAUCUCGUUGCUACGUGACAUCCCAUCCUCGCGGGAUAGAUAUUAG
Closterium sp. Naga37s-1 is the source of this 3054-nucleotide messenger RNA. Lineage: Eukaryota; Viridiplantae; Streptophyta; Zygnematophyceae; Desmidiales; Closteriaceae. The record is from the annotation of a GenBank genome assembly.